AUGCUGACGAAUUCACGCGUCCUGCAACUCCUCCGCCAACCCGUUGUUCAUGAGGGCUUCCUCGCGACGUCGCUGAGGCGAAAUUUCGCCGGUCAACUCCCUAAACUUUCUACCAAAACAACUCCUCUACGGCGAGGGUUCACCACUUCAAACCUGCGCAUCUCGAAUCGCUCGCAACUCUCACGACUAUGGCGAAAGUCUCCUCUCCGGAACAGCCGGCAGACUCGGCACAGCAGCACUCAAACAGCUGGAGAUGAGCUUGCAAGCAAAAAGAGUCUGUCGCUGUCAGAGCGCAUGAAGGAGAUGUCGAGGAAAUACGGGUGGAUCGUGGUGGGAAUAUACCUGGGCUUGUCUGUGCUUGACUUUCCCUUCUGCUUCUUGGCAGUGAGGUGGUUUGGCACGGAGCGGAUAGCAGAGAUCGAGCACACCAUCAUCGACAGCGUUUGGGGUGUCGUGGAGAAGGCAGUGCCUAGCUUGAAAGAGAGGAGAGAGCAGAAAGAGGCCAUCGCAGCCGCUGAGGAUGCCGCAAGAGAAGGAGGCGAGGCUGUGAUGGAGGACGCGAAGAAGCAUGAGGAUGCUAGUAUCUGGACUCAGCUACUUCUCGCGUACGGCGUGCACAAGUCGCUCCUCUUCAUUCGCAUACCCGUCACACUGGCCGUCACGCCCAAGGUGGUAAAGACAUUGAGGAGUUGGGGGUGGAACAUUGGCAAGACGAAGCCGAAAUAG
This is a messenger RNA of Zasmidium cellare ATCC 36951, 726 nucleotides long. RefSeq lists its product as uncharacterized. The coding region runs from base 1 to 726 and encodes 241 amino acids. The transcript is spliced from 2 exons. Gene Ontology annotation, cellular component: mitochondrion. The record is from RefSeq and is a predicted model, not a curated record. Lineage: Eukaryota; Fungi; Ascomycota; Dothideomycetes; Mycosphaerellales; Mycosphaerellaceae.